Messenger RNA from Rubroshorea leprosula, 1112 nucleotides. Lineage: Eukaryota; Viridiplantae; Streptophyta; Magnoliopsida; Malvales; Dipterocarpaceae. The record is from the annotation of a GenBank genome assembly.
UUUCUUGAUGUUGAAUAAAGUACAUUGAAAUGAAAAUUUUCAGUUGGUUUUGAUCAUUUUGUCUUAUUUCACUUUGAGAGUUAAAGCUUUUCCAAGAAGUAUAGUAGUAGCCAUGUCUAAUGUGCUGUGUUACAAGUAUGGUGAGGACAUGAAUUGCUGCAAUUCCCUCCCAGUUCUUCACAAUCCUAAGAAGUCCUUGUUACUCAUUACCUCCAAAACUAAUUUUCAAGGUAAGGCAGAGGUGUUUCUUAAUGAAAAAUCAUCAGGUAGAAGUUCUUUUCCUGGUUCAGACAGAGAACUGCCAGUUCCAUGCAUGCUAAGGAAGAAGAUUCCUGUUAAAGAAACUACUUCUGUCAAAUAUACCAAGCAUUUAAAUGGGAAGAAGAUGAUCAAUGAAUAUGUCAAGGAGCGCGAGAUCAAUGGGGGAAGCUAUGGGAAAGUGGUGCUUGAUCGGAACAUUAGUGAUGGAAAUCCAUAUGCUUUAAAGAUUGCAGUGAUGAAGGCAUUGGAUCAUCCAAACAUAGUUAACCUUGUUGAAGUGAUAGAUGACCAAAGAUCAGAUUAUCUCUAUAUGGGCAAUGCUAUAAACAACAUUUCUCAAACAAGGGGACGCACAGAUGAGAUAACCGCAAGAAGAUAUUUCAAUGAUAUAGUUGCAGGGCUAACUUAUCUGCAUAGCCAUAAUAUUGUGCAUGGACAUAUAAAGCCGGAAAAUCUUCUCCCCAAAAGAAGUGGAAGCGUGAAAAUUGGAGAUUUCAGUGCGUGUCAUGCCUUUGAGAUAAAAGUUUACAAUGGAAAAGCAGCUGAUAUAUGGGCUGCCGGUGUUACUCUGCACUGCAUGGUGGUAGGCUACUAUCCUUUUCUAUCAGAUAGCUUACCAGAGACUUACAACAAGAUUGUGAACAGCCCUCUAAUACUCCCAGAAGAACUAGAUCCUGAACACAAAGAUUUGCUCCAAGGCCUUCUGUGCAAAGGGGUAGCUGAAAAGGAGGCGCUGGAAUUUCAGCUCUCAAGAGAAGCCCUUGAAGUCCAUGAAGAAGCACCUCGAACCUAAAAAAAGACAAUUAAAGGUGCUCUCCUCUGUUAUUUUCCAAUUAAGUAAUAUUCAUAAU